AAUAAAGCAGUGUGCAAUGUGAUCGGCUCAAUCAUAUUUGGACAGAGAUUUGAAUCAGAUGACCCACAGUUAAAUCUUAUGCUUGGGGCUGUUAAUGGCUACUUUAAUGUUCUCAGUAGUCCACUUGGACAGGCCUAUAAUAUUUUUCCCAAAAUUGUGGGCCUUUUCCCUGGACCUCUCCAUGACAUGUUGUCAGAAGUGGAAAAGGCCAAAGGUUUAUUUAAGCUUGAAGCAGAGGCACGGAUGAAGACACUGGAUGCUUCUUCACCCCCUAAAGAUUUUAUUGAAGCUUUCCUUUUACAAAUGGAAGAGGAGAAACAUAACCCCAAUACAGAAUUUACUUUCAGUAACUUAUUGUGCACAACAUGGACAAUGUUUAGUGCUGGCACUUAGACUACGUCUUCUACAAUCAGACAAAGCCUGCUGCUAAUGAUGAAGCACCCAGAUAUUCAAGCACGAGUCCAGAAGGAGAUUGAUGAGGUGGUAGAGCGAGACCGAUGCCCUUCUAUUGAUGACAGACAGAACAUGCCAUAUACAGAUGCAGUCAUUCACGAAGUUCAGCGCUCCAUGGAUCUUGCUCCCACUGCUGUUCCACAUAAAAUGUUAUAUGACACUGAAUAUAGGAACUAUCUCAUACCCAAGGGAACCAUGGUUCUUCCUUUGCUGUCUUCUGUGCUUUCUGACCCUAAGCUAUGGAAAAACCCUGACAAUUUUGAUCCAGAGAACUUUCUGGAUGAAAAGGGACGAUUCAAAAAAAGUGAUGCAUUUGUUGUAUUUGGAUUGGGGAAGCGGGCCUGCUUGGGUGAAGCUCUGGCCCGAGUGGAACUGUUUAUUAUUUUCACCUCUCUCCUCCAGCGCUUCACCUUCAGGGCCACUCAACCACCAGAAGAGAUCGACACCACUCCUACAAACUGCAGCUUUGGCCGUCUACCUCGUUUCUAUGAGUGUUAUGCUGUGCACAGAACAUAAGCAGUUUUUUGUGGAUGGCAACCUAAUUAUUCAGUUUUCUUUCUAUUAUACAGCUACGAGAAUAAACAAAAAAAACUGUUUCUGUAGCCUCUAUAGACAUUGCUUUCUUUUUAUUUGACAUCCUUGACAUAAUGACAAAAGUGUACUAAUGAGAAUCUAGGCUAAAAUGUUUAUAAUCAUCUUUGAUAUAUUCUCUUGUAUCUAUUUUUAAAAGUCUGCAACAAGUGCAGUUAAACAUGCAUAGUGAGAAUUUAAUACUGAAAAAACACAUUAGUAUUCAGAGCUCUGAAAUAUAACUGACAAAUGAAGGUGGAAACCAUAUAAAACUGAAUCAAAUUAUGUGAUAAAUGUGAUAUUUACAACUAGGACUAUUCAUGCAGCCAAAUAUUACCAUUGUACUAGACUUCUAUUAAAUUUAAAUUUGAACACUUGCCAUCUUCUUAUGCAUAUAUAUAAUGAUAUACAGUAUAUAUAUAUAUAUAUAAAACUUUUCUUUCCUUCUUUAUCCUUCUUUUUAUUUUUAAUUAUUCAGUAUGAUUGUUGUAUCUCAGUAUGAUUGUUCUAUAAGCAACAUUUCAGACACCAUAUGGUCAAAUGUUUUGUAUAUUUUUGAUCUGCUAGGGGAAAUACAUCCUGAAGAAACCUCACUCACUGAAAGCCUGUCAGUAGCUGGCUAGCUUGCUGCUCAUUAUUUUGUACAUUCUCCUUAAACGUGAAAAUGUUUCUCUUGUUCUUUUACAAAUAAUGAGCUUUCAUAAAUCAAGUAAAUGUUGCUAAAUCUCUUGAAUAUUUUCUUCAACUCUAUGGUCUUAACUGUUGCUAGAACUGGAAAUCAGCCAGGACACCUGUGUAUACAUUUUGGUGCACAAACACAGACAGCAGCUAAAUGUAAAGAUUUUUUUUUUUGUGGCUGAAGUUAAGUCAUGCUUUUUCCAGUACAAAUGAUUAAUGGUCAUUAAUUGAGUUACAUUUUCUACUUUUAUUUUUGUGAUAAAAUAUUUAAAAAUCAGUGACAAAAACAUUAAAAUAUAAGACAUAUUAUCAAAAUAAAUUUCCAUUAGACUA
Hemibagrus wyckioides is the source of this 2034-nucleotide messenger RNA. Its product is annotated as cytochrome P450 2M1-like. Gene Ontology annotation, cellular component: cytoplasm; intracellular membrane-bounded organelle. The transcript is spliced from 6 exons. Gene Ontology annotation, biological process: xenobiotic metabolic process. The record is from RefSeq and is a predicted model, not a curated record. NCBI's taxonomy places the organism in Eukaryota, Metazoa, Chordata, Actinopteri, Siluriformes, Bagridae. Gene Ontology annotation, molecular function: heme binding; iron ion binding; oxidoreductase activity, acting on paired donors, with incorporation or reduction of molecular oxygen, reduced flavin or flavoprotein as one donor, and incorporation of one atom of oxygen.